AUGAAAUCAUGUGACUUGAUUCAUCAUCUCACUUCUCUGCCAAGGCUCAGAGACUCACAGUGUGCUGGAAAGAGGCAUUUUACAUGCAGAGAGUGUCUGAUUCAUACAAGCUCACUACCUUCUCUCACCGUGGAAGUGUUCCAGCAUCAGCUACUCAGUCUUGUUGGGGCUCUGAUCUGUUUCUGUACUCUGAUAAAAUGCAUCAGAUUUAUGAGAGACCUUUUUCCAUAUAUCUGAAGUUCUUUGCCCUAGGUUUUCUCUUGGUCAGUGGGAAAACAGGCAGUGGUCACAGGAGCAGGAGAUGGGGUUGGAAAAGCAUGUUCCUUCAACCUGGCAAGAAGUGGAUUAACUGUAGUGAUGAAAAGGAGAACUUUUGAAAAACUGAAUUUGGUAAGCAUUUUUACAGAGCUGGCCACAGAUCAAAAGAUGAAAGUUAUACAAGCUUAUUUCACUAAAAAUCCAGUGUAUGAGAAAGUUGAAAAAGAUCUGAAGGACUUGGAUAUUGGUGUUCUGGUUAGCAAUGUUGGAAUGCUUCAUAAUCCUCUUCCAUGCUGCUUCCUUAAUGGGCCAAACAUAGAAGAGGACCUUGUCGACUGCAAUAUUAUUUCUGUUCCAGGUAGGUAUUUGACAAAAAUUAUUUUGAAACAGAUGCAAGCAAGUCAGAAAGUUCUAAUUCUGAAUUUGUCCUCUGGUUUGAGUACUUUCCAUUACAUACAUAUAUUGAUUCCUUAUGGUGUUUCUGCUCCAAUGACAAUGUACCAAAGCCCUGGUGUUAUUACAAAGACAGGAGAAGAGUUUGCUAGUGAAUCACUGGAGUAUGUCACCUUUGGAGAAGAGAUUUUUGGAUGUUUCACCCAUGAAAUUUUGACUGAAUUUGGUUGUGUGUAAAUGUUUUCCAAAGACUCCAGACAAGUCUGCCUGGGCUCAGCCUGUUCUUUUCACUUUUUGGUAGACCCUUGGACAUCGAAUGAGACCAUGGGUUGUUAAAGCUAGUAUGGCACCAAUAAAAUGUGAAGAGAGGAAUACACAAGUAAAGCACAGAGGUCUAGUGUGGCUGCAUCAGAAAACCUGAAUGGGUGCUGCUGUGCACGUGGUGCUGUGCAGAGUUAACUGCUGGAUUGUGCCCAGGGAGCCAGCCACUGAAGAGAGCACUGCCACAG
Molecule: messenger RNA, 1160 nt
Organism: Serinus canaria (Common canary)
Lineage: Eukaryota; Metazoa; Chordata; Aves; Passeriformes; Fringillidae
Gene: HSD17B3
Product: hydroxysteroid 17-beta dehydrogenase 3
Exons: 10
Cellular component (GO): endoplasmic reticulum
Molecular function (GO): oxidoreductase activity
Source: RefSeq, a predicted model, not a curated record